Molecule: messenger RNA, 227 nt
Organism: Racocetra persica
Lineage: Eukaryota; Fungi; Glomeromycota; Glomeromycetes; Diversisporales; Gigasporaceae
Source: the annotation of a GenBank genome assembly
CCGGCAAAACUUCGCUGGUUAAGGCUAUUCAGCAUUUAGGAGAAGAGCCAUGGAUAUCUUUUGGUGUUGAUUCUCUUUCAGCAGCUAUACCAACCAAGUAUUUUAGUGAUUCUCCAGGGGGCAUGAAAGCCACUGAGGGCGUUAAGUUUAUAUCGGAUAUUGACAAAGAGGGCUUUCCUGUUUUGCGAGUUGAAACUGGCUCUUACGUGAAAAGAUUUUUUCAGACC